GGAGAGCCGCUCCCCGCCGAGGAGCACCACAGCCCGGCGGAGGGAGCCCGCGUGCACCGCCUCAGGACUCUGGACCAGAGCGCGAGCCUGUUCUCGGAAACUUCCGCACAAGAGGAGCAAAGAUCCGGGAAACAGCGGAAAGCCCGCGCGCGCCUGCCCGCACACGGCUGCCUGAGCGGGGACACGCGCGGCGCCGUAGACCCCGGGCACGGCUGGACUUUAACGGACCGUCUGCGCUCCUACUGAACCCAUUUUUACAAAGGAAAACUUUUUCCUGUGGGGUUCAUCCGUGCUGAGAACUUCCCAGAAGACCACACUGACAGGCCGCCAUGCUGAAGCCGGGCGACGCCAGCGGCUCGGCCUUCCUGAAGGUGGACCCGUCCUACCUGCAGCACUGGCAGCAGCUCUUCCCCCAGGCUCAGCUGAAGGCGCCUCUGGCCCCGCAUCUCCCUCCACCUGACCGCCUCUCCAUCCCCGUGGACGCCCUGCGCCAGACCCGUCUGCACAGCCACCUCCUGCCCCCCCCUCACUGCACGUCCAGCUCUUCUUCCUCCACGUCCUCCUCCUCCUCAGCAGCUUCCUCUUCGUCCUCCUCCGUCUCCAUCUGCACCUCCUCCGGCCUCCCCCAGCUCCCCGUCCCACAGCAGAUUGCGCUCUUCGGGCAGGCAUUGGCACCCGUGUGCACCGGGCCUGUAGGACCCGCCGGAGGUGGUGGAGGGGGGGCAGGAGACCUGGUGGUGGUGCCCCCAGAGAGCCAGCAGGGGCCUGGCCCCGCAGCAGGGCUCGUCCAUCAGGCCAAAGAGCUGAGCUGCGGGGGGGUGGGGGUGGUGUCGUCCAGCGUAAAGAGCGGCAGCGGGGGAGGGGGCAGCGAGGAGGGGGUCAAAGGCGCAGAGGCCGGCUUUAAGUUGACGUCGGAGGAGCUGGAUUUCUACCUGUACGGGCAGCAGAGGAUGGAGAUCAUCCCGCUGAGCAGCCAGGCGGGGGAGCUCAGCAGCCGCUGUGACAUGUGUGCCGACAACAGGAACGGAGAGUGUCCGAUGCACGGCCCGCUACACUCCCUGCGCCGCCUCGUUGGCACCAGCAGCACGGCGGCGCCCGUCACCCUGCCGGACGUCCCUGAUUGGCUCAGAGACCUUCCUAGAGAGGUGUGUCUGUGCACGAGCACGGUUCCCGGUCUGGGUUACGGCAUCUGCGCCUCCCAGAGGAUCCCCCAGGGAACCUGGAUCGGCCCGUUUCAGGGCGUGCCGCUGACUCUGGACAAGCUACAGUCUGGAGCUGGCAGGAACACCCGGCACCUGUGGGAGAUUUAUGACGCAGAGGGAACUUUACUGCACUUUAUCGAUGGAAAUGAUCCCAGUAAGUCCAGUUGGAUGAGGUACAUCCGCUGCGCCAGACACUGCGGAGAGCAGAACAUGAUGGUGGUGCAGUACAGGUCCUGCAUCUUCUACAGAGCGUGUGUGGACAUUCCCAGAGGAACGGAGCUGCUGGUUUGGUACAAUGACUCCUACACCUCCUUCUUUGGUAUCCCGCUGCAGUGCAUCGCUCAGGACGAAAACUUGAACGUUCCUGCCACAGUGAUGGAAGCCAUGAGCAGACAGGAGUCCCUGCAGAGCUUCAACAAAAAUGCCAAGCCGUCUUCCUCUUCGUCGUCUUCCUCUGCGAUCCCCACCCUCGUCCGCUCCAUGGUCUUCCCCCACUCCCCCUGCUCUCGGAGUUUCUCUCUGCUGGACAAGGUUGGAGCUCAGUCGGACUCCAGUUUCGGUCAUUUGGGGUCCAAGAACCAGCGAGUCCUGGCGAGCCCGACCUCCACCAGCCAGCUGAGCAGCGAGUUCAGCGACUGGCAUCUGUGGAAGUGCGGGCAGUGCUUCAAGACCUUCACCCAGAGGAUCCUGCUGCAGAUGCACGUCUGCCCACAGAAUCCUGACAGGCCCUACCAGUGUGGCCAUUGCUCCCAGUCCUUCUCACAGCCGUCGGAGCUGAGGAACCAUGUGGUGACACACUCCAGUGAUCGGCCCUUCAAGUGUGGAUACUGCGGGCGGGCCUUCGCCGGCGCCACUACCCUCAACAACCACAUCCGCACGCACACCGGAGAGAAGCCGUUCAAGUGCGAGCGUUGCGACCGCAGCUUCACACAGGCCACUCAGCUCAGCCGCCAUCAGCGACUUCCCAACGAGUGCAAACCAAUGAACGAGAGCAGCGAGUCCAUCGAGGUGGAUUAACUCCAGAUUACCCCACCACCACCACCACCACCAGCGUCAGCUCCAUCUGAAAAUAUCUAGAAACUCUUUGUGAGUCCACAAACACGCCGCUGUCUCCACCGGCUUCUGUAAAAACACAGGAGAACGCCGUGGCGCCGCCUGGUUGUAAAGAAGCCGCUUCGGUUUAGAUGAUCCUCCACAAACUGUGAAAGUCCAUUACUAUUUUACCCCCCACCCCGGCCUCCCACUGUAAGCUCUGAUUGUUUAUUGUAGGGGUCUGGGACCUUCAACACCAACAGAUCCAUUUGGGUCGGUCUCUUACUGACCAGAACCCAAUGAGGGCCGCAAAGUAGAAAAAAACACCUUAUUUAUGUUUUUGAAUCCAUUUAGCAGUUCAUUUAUAAAAUGUAAU
Molecule: messenger RNA, 2610 nt
Organism: Oryzias latipes (Japanese medaka)
Lineage: Eukaryota; Metazoa; Chordata; Actinopteri; Beloniformes; Adrianichthyidae
Gene: prdm6
Product: PR domain containing 6
Biological process (GO): regulation of gene expression
Cellular component (GO): nucleus
Molecular function (GO): protein binding; histone methyltransferase activity
Source: RefSeq, a predicted model, not a curated record